UUUUUCUACCCUAAAGCGGCUGCUAAACCGUGUCGGUUCAAUUCUUCAUCAUCAUCUUCUUCCUCUCUUUCUUCGUGCCACUGAUCGCUCUCACUCUGUUCUUCCUCUCUCUCUCUAUCUCUGCAUGUCGGUUUCAUCUUUUUCCUCUUUCAGAUUUCGAUUAUCUCCUUUUUCACUGUUUUUGUAGUUGCUGUUCAUCGCAUUUUCUGUUCCAGUACUGAUUAUUAUGUGGCUUUGUUAGUCUGAUCUUCUGUUCAAGCUUCUCCUUACUUCCUUUUAAUUCGAGUUUGAGUUCUUCUUUUCAGUGCAUUUCUCCUUUCUUUUCCUUCGAUUUUAUGACUCCAAUUCGUCUCCAUCUCUUUCAAUCGUCAAUAUCCACUUUCCGCUUCGAGUUCCGGUGCUUAUUUUCUCGUUUCGUCCCAGAUCUCUGAGAUUUCUACUGAUAAAUGAUGGAUCCGAUCGAGGAAGGAUCGGAGUUCAAGGAUGCCGGAAAAUCUUCUCCGGCGGAAAGCGAGCAGAAUAAGAAGACCUGCGCUGAUUGUGGUACGACAAAGACUCCUCUCUGGCGUGGAGGUCCAGCUGGCCCUAAGUCUCUUUGCAAUGCGUGUGGGAUCAGAAGUAGGAAGAAGAGAAGAUCGCUUCUAGGUUUAAACAGAGGAGGGGAAGUGGAGAGGAAAAGCAAAGGAAGUAGUAACAGAAGCAACAAUGGCGGUGGAAAUCAAACAAAAAUUGGGAGAGAAAGCUUGAAAUGGAGAUCAAUGGCGUUUGGUAGAAAUGAAUUAAUGCAAAGGAGACAGUUGGGAGAGGAAGAACAAGCUGCUGUUUUGUUAAUGGCUCUUUCCUAUGGAUCUGUAUAUGCUUGAAAUGCUAAUAUAAUGGAAUAGUCUUUUUUUUUUUUUGAGCUUCAUGAUUUCUUGAGUCCUUAAACCCUUUAACUGUAAUGUAGCAUUUGAGCAUUUGCUUUCUUCAAUGGAUUGAUUCUCUUUUUGUUA
This is a messenger RNA of Benincasa hispida (wax gourd), 992 nucleotides long. RefSeq names its product GATA transcription factor 15-like. NCBI's taxonomy places the organism in Eukaryota, Viridiplantae, Streptophyta, Magnoliopsida, Cucurbitales, Cucurbitaceae. Gene Ontology annotation, molecular function: zinc ion binding; sequence-specific DNA binding. Gene Ontology annotation, biological process: regulation of DNA-templated transcription. The record is from RefSeq and is a predicted model, not a curated record.